UUAACUUUAAAUGAAAAAAUUGGUAAUUGAUUCUGUCAGUGAUUCACAAUGGAUUGCUUAGAAAUUAUAAUUUUUAUUUAGAUUUUCAUUAUUAUAAAUGAAAUUAUGUGUAAAAAGUAAUAGUAACAACUCAAUAAUAUGAUAUUUUUUUAAAAUGUAUUUAAAAAAAGAUAUGUUAUAUACUUAAAAGUUUUAAUUAACUACUUGUCAUUCAAUCAUAUGGUAGUAAUUAACGAUGUCAGUGUUUGUUUACUAAUGACAGUUUCAGAGAAACUGAGGGUAUUCUUUGAGUUUUCGUAAUGAAUAUUUCGGAUUCAAUGGGAGAGUCGUCGUCUAAACGACAAGAAAAUGGCGACGCUCCGUCAGGAUCUGAACGCCCACUCAAGAAAGCUCGUUUCGCAUGGCAAGUCAAAGGAAAAUACCACUUAAAAAAUGAGGUGAACGACGCUGAAAAGUCUUCACCUGUGUUAACUAAUGAACUAGACAAAGCUGGGACUUCAGUGGAGAAUGAAAUUGAUUCUAGGGAUAGUAGAGAUUUAGUAGGAAGCACUGAGCAAAAUCUAGAAAUUUUAGGAGAUUACCUAUUGAAACAAGACUUUAACACUUUAGAUUCUGUGAUUGCCGAUGAUAAGUCUCUAUUAAAGCCAAAUACAAAUAUAUCUCAAGAAAAUUAUAGUAGCACAAUUCAGUAUGUUCCCAGAUAUGUUAGUUCCUAUGAAAAUAAUGUCUCCUAUAAGGCAGCUAAAUCCAGUUUUGGAAGUAAUGACAAUAUAGCAGUGCCCAUGUCUAUGAUUAUGUCACAUAAUUAUUGUGAAGAUCAGUGUAUUGCUCGAUGGCAAGCCAGACAGAUGGCGAAAGGUUUUGUGGAUAAUACUAUAAACCGGGUACUAGACUCAUGGGCUAACCCACCACGUCUUCCAGAAAUAAAUGAGUCACGGUUCUUGGCCUUAGACAUUGCUGAAUUUAUUAACAACCUUCCUGGAGAUAAUACAGUUGAGAACGAAGGCAUACUUAUGGCAAUAUCUGCACAUGGUUUACAAAACACAUCUUCAUCAACAGAUGAUAAUGCCACUCAAACAGAAAGACACAACACUACUAAAGGUGAAAAAAAAACUUAUCAAUCACCUCCAAGCAGCCCAUUAUUGUCAGAUGAAGACACAGAUGCAUUUAAUAGUAAUAAACAAAGUGAUAUGGAGACAAGUUCCUCAUCAGAGAUGUGUUGGCCUUAUGUUACGGAAUCUGGGAGUCUACAGAAUGAAAACAUGUCCAAUGAACUGUCACAAUUUUCAUUUUUUCCCGGUACAUCUAUUCCUUGUCAGUCUUUUAGCGACAGUGAAAAUCUCCAAGGUAAUAGUAGUGAAUUUGAUACAAAUGAUGAUGUACCACCUAGCAAUCAUUAUGAUUUUAUGGACACAGCAGUGACAUUUGCUAUCUUAAAUAAGGGUUUAACAACAUUUGGUACUGAUUAUGGUUAAUGUUAAAACCAAUUAACUUAUUAAACCUCUACUUACUAUAAUAUAUAAUCUUUUAUUGAGAAACAUAAAAUGACAGUGAAAUUUUUUUAUCAUAUAUUAUAUAGAAUUCUUUUUAAUAAAAAAAUAAUGAAUUAAAUAAAUUGAAGAUUGUAAACAUAGGUAAAUAUUUGCUGGACAAAUUAAGUCUGCUAUGUUUUUCCUAAAAAAUAAUUGAACAAUGAAUUUUUAUACAUAUAAAUCUAUUUUAUCUGAGGUAGCACAAAAUAAAAUUGCUACAAUUUAUUCAAAAUAAUUGUGAUCUGUAAUGCCACUCGACUGAUGAUGCAGUGAUUUACAUUUAAUUGUGUAUUACAUUUUGCACUUUAUAUAGGUUUUAACUGAUAUUAUUUAGUAUGGGGUCUAGGUCAAUGCUUAUAUGCUUAUUGUUUUGCAUUCAUCUUUUUGUAACUACUACUAAAAAUAAGAUUUGUAAGCACAAAGUAGGAAUUAUAAUAUUAAAAUAUGUAGUUGUUUUGUAAUAAUUGCAUAUUGCAGAACAAUAUCCUUUGCCGUAAGAUCAAACAGUAUUCUAUUAUAUUUUUAGAUUAAGUUCAGUUACAUUUAAGUCUCAAUUGUUUUCAAGUUACUUAAAAUUGUUUUGCUUAAUUCAAUUAUGUUUUACUGUCAAAAUGUAAAUUAAUAGACAGUAGAGAGUACAAAUUAAAGUUUUUAGUUAAUCUAACAUAUCAAUUGACAAAAUUUAAGUUCUGGGCUGAGACAUUAGGCCAUAUAUAAUAUAUUCAAUUGAUUUUAUUUUAUAAAUAUCUAUUCUAUAAAAAGUUAUAAUUUCUAAAGUAACAAAUCAUACCAAGUGAUCAAAAACUAUGAAGAUUUUGUAUAUAAAUUGAACGAGUCCACAAAUUUAUUUUAUGUUAUAACCUGUAUUACAUUGUUUACUAUUAUAUUAAUCUAAUUUGUACUAAAGUAAGCAUAUUAUAAAACUUGUAUAACAUAGAAUUAGUAUGAACUUGUAUGCCAUACUGACUUUACAGUCAAUAAAAUGAUACUCAAAGUA
Molecule: messenger RNA, 2529 nt
Organism: Galleria mellonella (greater wax moth)
Lineage: Eukaryota; Metazoa; Arthropoda; Insecta; Lepidoptera; Pyralidae
Exons: 2
Coding region: 300-1475 (391 amino acids)
Source: RefSeq, a predicted model, not a curated record